Symbiodinium natans is the source of this 1980-nucleotide messenger RNA. The record is from the annotation of a GenBank genome assembly. NCBI's taxonomy places the organism in Eukaryota, Dinophyceae, Suessiales, Symbiodiniaceae.
AUGGUGUCUUCUGCACCGCUCGCGCGAUACAGAGAGCAACCAGCCAGCGACGAUGGGAAGUUCGGCAACACAUACUUUCGCUGGACGCUCCUCCACACACUGAUUGUCGUUACCUUGUGCUUCAUGCCGAUUUGGAUGCACUUUGUCCUCCCAGACUUUGUGGCAUACAUCAAUGCCUCGGGUAUGGCUUUCUUCAGCUUGAUGUGGAUCCUCAUUGCUGGGAACGCCGUCCUGAACAUGUGGCGGAUGACGCGUGAGCCUCUUCUGCCGGACAGGCCCCCUGAUGUUCAAGAGAAUGGCCGAGCCCGUUUCCGACACAUUGUGAUCGUCCCAUGUUACCUGGACCCAAUCAACGUGCUCUUCGAUUGCCUUGGAUCACUCCUGUCCCAGCAGCACCCAGAACGCUUGGUGGUAGUUGUGGCAUUUGAGAAGAAGACCCCAGACGUGCAGAUGAAGAUCGAGACUGUCAAGCAGGCAUUUCAGGGCCGCUUUGGGGAGCUCCUGAUUUCAGUGCAUACGAUUCGAUGGGAGACGGAGAUUCCUGGAGGCUGCUCCAAUAAAAAUUUUGCCUUGCGCACGGCGCACCGGCAUGUGUCGCAGAUGGACCCGCAGUACCAGGAGACCUCGUACACCGUCACGACGUGCGACACCGACACAUUAUUCAGCCCUCGGUACUUUGAAGUUCUAGAGGGGGCGUACAGCCAGGAGAACCCUGUGGGAAGUCCAGUGAAGCUCUGUGUUUGGCAGGGCCCCCUGUUUUACAACUGGAACUUGGACCAGCGCCCCUUCUUCAAUCGCAUCACUGGCAUCAUGCGCUCCCUGAUGAUGCUGGGCGGGCUGAUCUCCUUCAACUUAAACCCGAUGUCGGUCUUCUCCUACCCUCUGGAGCUGGGCCUGGAGGCAGGCUUCAUCAACCCUCGGUACAGCGUGGACGACAUCAUCUUCUUGGUGCGGGUAAUGUGCAGUGCAAGACGAGGCAUCCCCGUAAAGCUCUUGCGUGUGCCGGUCAUUUCUGGGCCCACCAUCGGCACCAGUUUCUGCGAGGAGGUGGACGAGUGGGCGCGGCAGAUUCGCCGCUGGAUCAUCGGCUCCUCAGAGAGCUUUCACUAUUUCCUCACGCACUACCGUGGGCGGCCCUUCUUUGCAGGUCUGAGGUGGUUCCUCAUGUUCUUUGUCUACUAUGCCGUGCUACUGUGCUGUGCCGGCCUUUUCACCGCGGCAGCUGCAGUCCCACUUCCUGGAUCAGUUUGGCCCCAUGAGUUUCUUCGAUAUGCUGGGCUGGUGUCCCUGGUUCUACAGUACUCCGUCUUCGCUGUGGCCUUUGUGAUCGACCGUUGUGCCAUACGCCACAUGACCGUAAAGGAGAAUGUCAGUUUCUUUCGCAACUUCAUCCACUGGCUUGUGUCACCCCUGGUGCUGCUGGUGUACAGCUUGAUUGCCUUCUAUGCCGUUGUCAAGUUCGCUUUCAGAGGCAAGAAAGAUGCAGGUCACGUCAUGGCGGCAAAGGCGGGGUUCCAGGCCGUCACCGCUGUCCGAGCCGAAGUCGGAGCGGAGGCUCAGACGUCACAGACGGCACAGGCCUCACAGGCAGAAGAGAGCUUCGCAGAAGAGAGCUUCCACAGUCGAUGCGAAGAUGAAGGGCGCCAGAACCCGCUGGAGGGUCGAGGUGGGGGCUUGGCCAACUUGGCCACUUGCACCGCCCCUCCAAUUCGCCCAGGCACAUUCCAUGCGCUCAGUGAUGGCGCGCUUUCCUACGAACUCAACCCCAGGCCCAUGUCCUUCCCCUUGUCUCGACAGGGCUUGGACCCAAGUGUGUGUGUAGGCGAGGCCGCCAAUUCGGCCACAAACGUUGAGGACAAGGAGGACAAGGUCUUGUGCCACUUGCCAGACAGCUUUUACUUCGGCAGCAUGCCCUUCCCAACUUUACCAAGCGGACGCUGCUCUCAGGGCUCCCCGCAAGUCUUUACGUAUGGCUUAUGA